Humulus lupulus (European hop) is the source of this 660-nucleotide messenger RNA. RefSeq lists its product as uncharacterized. The coding region runs from base 1 to 660 and encodes 219 amino acids. The transcript has a single exon. The record is from RefSeq and is a predicted model, not a curated record. NCBI's taxonomy places the organism in Eukaryota, Viridiplantae, Streptophyta, Magnoliopsida, Rosales, Cannabaceae.
AUGGAAUCUUUGUGCUUGGGAAAACAUGUUUGGGCUAUCUCUAACAAGAAGGACAAUCUAUGGGUGAAAUGGGUUAAUUCAGUCUAUAUUAAACAGUGUAGUUGGUGGAAUUAUGAAGCCCAUGCUAAUGCUAGCUGGUAUUGGACUAGAAUUGUGCAGACUAAAAACAAACUAAAGCAAGUUUUUACUGAAUUUGAGUUCCAGGCCUUUCAAUACAAUAUUGCUGAGACUUAUUCAAAAUUAAGGUUGAAAUCAGAAGGGCUGUGGCCCUAUGCUCUGAUUUGGGAUUCUUUUUGUACCCCAAAACAUAGAGUCAUAUCUUGGUUAGAUGUGAGACUCCGGCUUCCAACUAAAGAUAGACUUAUUCGGUUUGCAGUGGUGAAAUCUAGUGUUUGCAUGAUUUGUGAAGAUUAUGAUGAAACACACUCUCACCUUUUCUUUUCCUACUGUAAUAGUAGGAAAGUUAAAGAGGAAAUGAGCAAAUUGCUUGGAUGGAAUAUGAGGAGUCAGGAUUUGGUUUGUUUAGUUAAAGGGCUAAAGAAUAGGAGAGUGACGCAAGGAAGAAAGAAAGUUUACAUGAGUACUAUUGCUGCUUUGGUCUACUUCAUUUGGCAAAGUAGGAAUAGCGUUUUAUGGGAGCAUAAACUCCCUACAGUCUAA